GAUUCUCAGCUCAUGUACAUUAUAGCUCCAUUAAAGUCAAGGGCUGACAGUUUACACCGGUUGAGAAGGUCUCUGAGUUAAAAAAAAAAAACCUCCAAAAUGAAAACAAAAAAACCCAGAGUUUAUAACAUAAGAGACAAGACAAGUGGAAGACAAGACAUGGCUAAGAAAGGAAGGGUAAGGAGAGAGGAUCGGUGAGGCUAAAGAAGUAAAUGCACCUAGAAGAACUGGUCUUGGAGGUGGUGGACUGGCUUGACUGGGAGACUCUUCAAAGGUGACAGGGUAAAAGUCAAAGGUGAGAGGUUGGGGAGGAGUGUAGAGUGCAAGUAGAGGAGUUUGAGGAAAUGAGAGCAGAGAUGCAGGCAGGGAGAGUGAAGGUGCUGUAGUAAGAGACAGGAAGAUAGCUAAGGGAUGGAUUUGAGGAGAUGGGUGAUAAGUUUGGAGUGGCUGGAGAGGAGGAUGACUUCAUUGGCAGUAUUUUCAAUGGAUUGAAGAUGAAAGGCUGUGAAGGAGGUUACAGUAAUCACAGACACAUGACCAAACCAUGGGCAACAGCUUUAGUAAUGGGGGAUGGGAGUGAAAGGAAGGUAGAUAUCUGUGAUAUUAAAGAGGAAGAAGCAACAUGGCUUAGCAAGAGACUGAAUACCAGGAGAGAAGAACUGGAACAAACCACACCACAUAUAAAAAAAAAAAUAUGAAAUUAGAGUUGGAAAUACUACUUGGCAAUUUCACAUGUAGGUCUCAAAGUUCUUUCCAAAGGCGGGUAGAUACUAUUUUCAUUUUACAGAGGGAAAAACUGACACAGAGCUGUGCAGUGACUUGCUCAACAUCACAAAAUGAGCCAGUACAGGAGACAGGAGUAAAUCUAGGAAUUUACCUACUUCAUCUUCUUGGCAAUGAAAGAUUAUUCCCUACACUGUAUUUUAUAACAAUUUCUCUUAUUCAAUUCCAGAUAGAGAGGAGGCUAAACCACCAAUUUCUGCUCCAGCUUCCUUAAAGUUUAAGGGUAUUUGGAUCUGCUGGUUUGGUUUAGGCCCAUAUUUGAUUGUAAAUAUGAAUUGGCAACCACUGUAGCUUCUUAAUAAUUCAUCCACUAUUUACAAUGCCUUAAAUUAAAUAAAGGGCAGGCUCUGGGAAAACCCCUGUGGCGGUAGAGUUUGAAUAUGGGUUUUUUCCAGGACCCAUUCCUGUGAGUUUACAGAGUGCCUGAGGGUGCUCAACAUCUUGCACAAGCUGCUCAGCAUAUCUCAGUUCAGGCAUGUGUGCUUAACCAACUCUGCAGGCAAUGAGCAAGUCCAACGUCUGACCCCUACUGGCAGCAGUAGAAAGAUGUGAAAACAGUGACUCGUGUAGGGUGGAUUGUUAAGUAAUUUGGAACAUUGCCCACAGAGCAAUUACCCCACCAUCGGAAAUUUGAGUAUCUCCAGAAACUGCCAUGACAAUAUCAACCACUCUAUAAGGUAACAGAACAGAACAAGUGUGAAAGUUUUUCUAUGUUCUAUUGGUUUGGGCUAAAUAGUAUAUCAAAGGGAAGUAGGAGGGGCAGAAACCAUCCUUGCCAGCUGUUUUAGAAAUGAAAGUAUAAUCUGCAACUGAAGAAACUGUCAACUAGCAUUGAUUUGACAUUGCAGCUGCUCUGGGAUUUUAUUGGACAAGAUUAAAAGGAACUUCUGGUAUGCAAAACAAAACUGAAAUCCCCAAGCAAUAAGAAACCAGACAAUACAACUGCACGGGAGCUGCAAGAUAGAGGAUUGGGAAACUGUGGCCGUAUUACUGCUUUGUGCUCCCUUCAGAGGAGGAGCAGAUUGUGUGAUCGUGGAGGAGAUAGUGGAGUCCAGGGAUCCAAGAGAAAAGGAAGCAUUAGCCAGAGCUAUCUCUCUGUGGUUCUGCCAGCCUAGCCCUAUCCUUGGCAGCACAGCUCCUUUUGGAGCCAUGCUACUCCUCACUCCAUUGUCCAUGCCUGGAGCUAGUACCCCCUCACCAAAGACAGUGUAAGCAUGGGAGCUAAUGUUCCUAGGAGCAGUAUUAUCCAAAUGGUAUUUGCCAUGCCAAGGAGACUGGCAUGGGCUGGUCUACCCAUCCACUUCUUCUGCCUGCGGUAUCAUCGCCCCGACACAGAUCCGAAUGAGUGCCCCUUCCUAGUUGCCAAUUAGGACUGCUCUGAGAGGAAUCCAAGCCUCUGUGCUCUGAAUGCCCUGGGGUUUGUUAAGCUCCUGGAACCUCAACGGAGUCCAGCUGCUGCCCCAAUCUUGUGGUCCCUAGUCAUGCUCUCAGGCCGUAGACCUUCUAACCGGCACCCCCUCUGAAUGUUUUAACCCACCAUCCAACUGCCUAGCCCCCCUAGGUCCAGCACUAACCCUUCAGUACUCCCCUCUCUCAGACUUCCACCAAAAAGGUGUGAAGCUUCUGGUUUACAGUUUAACUCCCUCAGGGGCACCCAGCAGUUGUAAACAGUCAACACACACACUUUGUUCAGUUAUCGACUUUAUGCUCUUUACUUAACAGCUAAAGCACAGGAGAAUACCUCUGAUACGAAACAAUGACACCAUCCUACAUGCAAUGUCUCACUAGCUUACCCUUCCCGUGCAUGUUCUUGAGGGAUCAGAUGUAUUUUGUCAGGCAGGCAGCAUCCUCUGGCCCCUUGCCUACCUUGCAGCAGCAGCCUCCCUCAUCUUAAACUAGUGCAAAAUGGUUCUCUUUCUCUUCUCUCUUAUACUAGCACCGGUGCUCCUGGUCUGCUAUCUCUUGAUCCCAGUCUUCUAGCUGCUGUGUUUCUUCUCCAGCUGCAGCUUCUGCUCUAGCUGUUGAGUGAGAGAACCCCAUCUCAAAAUUAUACCCACAGGUUGAGGGGUAGGAAGGGCCAUCUGAGAGCUCAGCCCCAGCGGCUCUAAAGAGAAAUUAUACAGACUGGUGGACAAGUGACACUAUGGAAUUUUGAAGGAUAUAUGCUGGCUUGCUUGCAAAAUAUUUACUAUAUGAAAUUAUAAAAGGUUAGGGCAAAAAUGCCAUUUACAGAUCAGCCUAUCCAGGAAUUAAGACAGUGCACUCCCCCAGGCUGCCGGCGGGCACCUUAGUUAUACCCACUUCUUUAGGGGGAGAUGUGACAGCUAAGGCAAUUUCCUGCAAUAUCCUGGACAAACCAUAUUGAAUUAAGUUUAUGCAUCAUUGUGGGCCAAGGAUUGUAUGUAAUUCCAUGGGGGAGGGAGAUCACAGCCCUCCAAAAACUAAGAAGAGUAGGGGUGGGUAAGCAAAUUCAUUCAGGUUGUAACAUCUCCAGAGAGCUACCACCACCUGGAGGGAGGCUUGCAUACACUAAUUCACACUGGAUUCUGCAAGGACCAACAAAGAAAGGAGUUUUGAGUAAUUAGCUGAGUUAAAACUGACUCAAGGCCUACAUUCUGAUCCAGCAAAUGGACAAGACCUUUGGUCUAAGGUGGGCUGCCAAUCCUCCCUGAGAAGGGCUGGAAAGACUUGCCUGUUCUGUGUUCUUGUUCUGAGCUGUAGGGGUUAUGAACUUGUAAGCCCAAGAAAACCUCUUGGUGUGGUUUGAAGGACUGUUCACCUGCCAGAGUCCUUGGAGUCAGGGGGUGAUCUAUGGUAAACUUAGAAUGCAUGUAGGUUCUUUUAUUGUUUUUAAUGUUUUCUCUAUCAUGCUUUUUCCUUAAGAGUAAAUAUGCUUGCUUAGAAAGAGCUGUCUGUUAACUUAACUGUGGCAAUUACACUGUUUACUGUUUCUGAGGAGAAAAGUAAAGCAGGCCUGCUUAGGCUGUCUGACUUUGCUGGAGUAUAGGCAGGGAGCUGUAUAGCCUGAAAAUACUUCAGUUAGGACUGGGAGAGGUGUGUGUCUCAGCCCAAGAGAAGCAACAGCUGGGGAUCCAGAAACCUAUGAGUUGAUGCCUUUGCUGGACUACAGAAGGGAAAUAUAUGUGCUGUUGCCCUGAAUUGUGACAUCCCUCAUCCCACCUCUAAUUAUGGCACUUCUCCCCCAUAAUAUCAGGGCAGCGAGGCUUCCACAAACACCGGCGUGGGCUGCUGUCCUCCCUUUUGUGUGUUUCCUUGAUCCAAUUCCCAUCUGCACAGGGUCCUAACUGAGUUUAUACAUUUAGGAGAUGGAAACAGAGACAGAAAGAAGGGGCUCAGGCACGCUCACAUUAUCUUAAAAAACUGUGUUUGUGUUUUCUGACCCACAAGGCAGGCCCAAUGUCAUUUCUGUGUUUGGAGGAGCCACGUUUUAUAUUGGGGCUUCUUCCUCUCUUUCUCCCUUGAACAUGGAAUCUAGAUUUGGAGUUGUGCUGGUUUUGAUCUUGGCAGCUGCAUCAUCAUCUACCCAGAAGAACUGUAUCUGUGCAACCAACAGACGGGCUCUGUGCACUGAAGACACUUCUGGGAACUGCUUCUGCACAUUGAUGGGUUCAAGUCAAAGAGUGAAUUGUUCAGUGUUGACUUCAAAAUGUUUACUGAUGAAGGCAGAAAUGAGCUCCCCAAAGGGCAGGCGCUUCUCUAAACCUGAGCAUGGCUUUUUAGACAAUGAUGGAGUUUACAAUCCAGACUGUGAGAACAGUGGUAACUUCAAAGCCAGGCAGUGCAAUCAGACCGACACCUGCUGGUGCGUGAACUCUGCUGGGGUGAGAAGAACUGAUAAGGGUGACAAAAGCCUAAAAUGCAGUGAACUAGUCAGAACUAACUGGAUCUUCAUCAAACUGAAACACAAGGAGAGGUCUAAAACUUUCCAUGCUUCUGAAGUGGAAAAUGGUCUGAGACAAAUCAUUCAGAACAGAUACAAGCUGCAUCCAAAGUACAUCACUGCCAUUGAGUAUGAAUACCCAUUCAUCCAUAUUGACCUGAAGCAAAAUGCUUCCCAGAAAUCCAACGGAGAUGUCGAUAUAGCUGAUGUGGCUUAUUACUUUGAAAAAGAUGUUAAACUUGACUCUCUAUUUCACCGUAGUAAUGCAUUCAACCUCUCCGUUAACGGAGAGCCUUUGAAUGUGGAAGGAAUUUUAAUUUACUAUGUGGAUGAAAAGCCACCAGAGUUUUCUAUGAAACGUCUGACUGCUGGCGUUAUUGCUGUGUUGGCAGUAGUGAUAUUGACUAUUAUUGCUGGGAUUACUGUACUGGUUAUUACCAGGAGGCGGACAGGGAAGUAUGAGAAGGUCGAGAUCAAGGAGAUGGGUGAAAUGAGACGAGGACAGAACUCAUAGCUGCCUUAAUCUGAAGACAGAAAUUAAGACUUUGAUGAGAAGGAAGCAGAAAUGGCAAGAUUAUUCAAUGUUUGUGUGGGGAGGCUGGGGUAUUUUUUAUUUCUAGUUUUAAAACAAUGGUUUUCUAAAAUCCUAAAUGAGCUUAGAUUAGUAAAGUGGUAUUAACUAGUAUAAAUUAAUUUGAGAGUUGAUUAUCAAAAUUACCUGAAAAGAAAAGAUGAGCACCUUAGCCCAAAGUUUUCCAUUGUAUAGUUGUAUUUUUAAGGGGACAAGAAAGUUAUUUGUAUUUCCUAACAUAGCUAUUUAGCGUAAUUUAUAAUACCUACAUUUGUAUUACUAAACAGCCUGUUAAACUUGUUUAAGCAUUUUAUGAGGACUUUUUUUUGCACAAUCAGGUGCUGAAGCUUGAAUAUGUGCUGUCUGACUCGCUUGUAUAUUAGGGUUGGCUUUCUGUUUUCAAUGACAUUUUUAAAGAUACUAUCUUUGAUGAAGUUGCUGGAACUUUUUUGUUUUCACCAACUUUAAACUUAAUAAAUUCCACCAAAAACAAAACAAAACAAAAAAAUUUGUGAUAAUCUCUUCCAAACUAACACGGUUGCUACUCUGAAACCUUCCAGAUUUACGGUAUCACAGCCUUCUGUGCUGACUCAUUUGUCGAAGGAAUAUAAAACAUAACUUUCCUGGUGCAAAUAUUCUGAAAUUCAAAGUUGGUCAGACAACCUUGUGCUCUAAUCCCGCACAUGCUUUCCAAUGAGGGUCUGACCACUUGUAGUCAUUACAGAUUCAUUGGCACUUUUUCUAAGAGUGGGAGGGCUAACCUUGCUUUCCUAGCCAAUUCCAACUCUGGUCAUUGGAUUCUCUCUAUCCAACGUCCCUUGCAGUUCCAAUAGGAAAGGUAUUCUUCACUUUUUAACAGCCCACAGCAAUACCACACAAUGUUUUAGGACAAGUUGUGAAGAGACCUUUACCUCAUUAGAGCUGUAGGGGAAAUUGAGGUAAGCAGAAUGCAAUUACCCAACCCGGAACGCCAAGACAUCAGAAUUGGACACUAGUCACCUACCACUAUACAAAAUCUUUUGCUAUAUAGCAUCAUCACCUUAAAGGACAAAGGGAAAGAAGGGAAAAAAAUGGGGAUGGGGAGGGAAUAAUGUAGUUGUUAAAUGUUGGAAUACUGGCAGAAUUGGUGCAUUCUCUGGGCUGCUGAUGGACAUCUAAAGUUCUAUCAGCCUAAUUAGAUUUCUUUCAAAACAUGAUCACUUCAAGCAGGCAUUCCAACAGGGUCAGCCAUCUGAUUCACAUAAUCUGCCCUCAAUUUCACUGUUUUGCAAACCAAAUCAGCAUCCAUUGUUGUGUGGCUCCUAUGGAUAAUUGUUUAUUAAACACACAUGAAAACUCCAAUGCCCAGG
Molecule: messenger RNA, 6604 nt
Organism: Dermochelys coriacea (leatherback sea turtle)
Lineage: Eukaryota; Metazoa; Chordata; Testudines; Dermochelyidae
Gene: TACSTD2
Product: tumor associated calcium signal transducer 2
Exons: 2
Coding region: 4269-5198 (309 amino acids)
Cellular component (GO): membrane
Source: RefSeq, a predicted model, not a curated record